This is a messenger RNA of Triticum turgidum subsp. durum (durum wheat), 417 nucleotides long. The record is from the annotation of a GenBank genome assembly. Lineage: Eukaryota; Viridiplantae; Streptophyta; Magnoliopsida; Poales; Poaceae.
AUGGUGGCUUGUAGGCGGAUGUGUCUCAGACCUAAGUUUUUGCCGCUGGACCGUGGUUACAUUCAUCCUAGCUUGGAGGCAACGGUGUGGGUGGGUAUGCAUGUGCAAGGCGAAGAAGUGGACAAAGGCCGACGAAGCAAUCUCUGCCUCCCUAUCACUGCGUCCUACUCCUCAAUAUGUCACCUUAGUCAUGGCCGCCUUAUCCCUCAUGCUGCUGAUUUGAACCUGCCCUACUCUUCUUCUCCUAGGCUGCUCAAGCGCUUCGGCGGGUGCCUCGCCGAUGACACGGAAGGAAGGAUCAGAAGUGACGGCUAUAGCGCCAGGAAUUUGGAAACCAUAGCAAUUGAUCUUCUUUAUAAAACGUCUGUGGCAAGGGACGUGGAACCUGCUUCAGGCAAGAAGAGAUGGAUCAUGUGA